ACGAAUACUGUUCAUUUUGUGUAAUUGAUUGUAACGAUAUUCAGUACAGAAUUCUUUUUUUUUCCUCAAUAGCAAAUCUAACUUGAUCUACCACGUGUGCACGCUCAAGUGACGUGCAUAUUGCAUGUUAAUCUGUAGCUUCCAUUAUUCUGAAUCAAACACAUUCAAGAUGUCGUCCCAUUUAAAUUGGAUGAUAAUUCGCAACAACAACGCGUUUCUCCUGAAGAAACGUAAUAUCAACAAACCAUUUUCUACGGAACCCAGCAACCUGACUAACUUGAGUAGCUACAGGUAUUCCGGUCUCGUUCACCGCAAGAGCGUGGGAAUUGUUGAUACUCCCGAUAAAAAAGGAUUCACGGUUGUUUAUAAGAAAGCUAAGGCUGUUAAUAAGCCGGCAAAGGCAACUGUUAGACGUACCAUGAGGGCUGGUGCUCGACGCUCUUUGCACAACUUGAGAAGGCUUCUUACUGCAAACAAAUAUCGCGUGGACCUUAACAAGGCUGCACUUCGCAGGGCAAGUGCUGUUUUGCGGUCUCAGAAACCUUUGCGUGCCAAGAAAGUACGAGCAACAAAGAAGGCCGAUUAAUCUGUGUAUCUCAAUAAAAAAAAAGAGAAAAUA
Cephus cinctus (wheat stem sawfly) is the source of this 619-nucleotide messenger RNA. It is a transcript of the gene RpL28, whose product is annotated as 60S ribosomal protein L28. Gene Ontology annotation, cellular component: ribosome; cytosolic large ribosomal subunit. Bases 125 to 586 code for a protein of 153 amino acids. Gene Ontology annotation, biological process: translation. The transcript has 4 exons. The record is from RefSeq and is a predicted model, not a curated record. NCBI's taxonomy places the organism in Eukaryota, Metazoa, Arthropoda, Insecta, Hymenoptera, Cephidae. Gene Ontology annotation, molecular function: structural constituent of ribosome.